CUUUUGUUUGGUUGACUUCCGCCAUAUUGGGAGUGAGCUUGGCUGUGGGGUUGCUCAUGAGGAAAUAGACAGUCACAAGAAAGUUUACAUUUGGACUGCAAAUUGCUAAAAUCAGGAUGGCGAUGCGACAGCCAGCAGCCGUCAUAGACAAUGGAACAGGAUAUACAAAAUUAGGAUUUGCAGGGAACACAGAACCACAGUAUAUAAUGCCCUCUGCUAUUGCAGUAAAGGAAACAGCAAAACUUGGUGGGAAAGGUUCAAUCAGAGGAGUAGAUGAUCUUGACUUUCACAUUGGUGAUAGUGCAUUAGACAUACCGUCUUAUUCAACAAAGUGGCCUAUAAGACAUGGUAUAGUAGAGGACUGGGAUUUAAUGGAACGGUUUUGGGAACAAUGUAUUUUCAAAUAUUUACGUGCAGAACCAGAAGACCACUAUUUUUUACUGACUGAGCCUCCACUUAACACCCCAGAAAACAGAGAGUACACAGCUGAAAUUAUGUUUGAAUCUUUCAAUGUUCCUGGCUUGUACAUCGCUGUUCAGGCUGUCUUGGCUUUAGCUGCAUCGUGGACGUCCAGGCAAGUUGGCGAGAGAACUUUGACUGGAACUGUCAUUGACUCGGGAGACGGUGUUACCCACGUGAUCCCAGUUGCUGAAGGAUAUGUCAUCGGAAGCUGUAUCAAGCACAUUCCAAUUGCUGGUAGGGACAUUACUUACUUUAUCCAGCAACUGCUAAGGGAAAGAGAAACUGGAAUCCCGGUCGAGCAGUCUUUAGAGACAGCCAAGGCUAUCAAGGAGCGGUUUUGCUACACCAGUCCAGAUAUAGCAAAGGAGUUUAACAAGUAUGACUCAGACCCUGCUAAGUGGAUCAAGCAAUAUGAUGGUGUGAAUAGCGUCACAAGGAAACCUUUUUCGGUCGAUGUCGGAUAUGAGCGCUUCCUUGGACCUGAAAUCUUUUUCCAUCCAGAAUUUUCAAACCCAGACUUCACGACCUCGAUUUCAGAGGCGGUUGAUGUUGUCAUUCAGAACUGUCCCAUUGAUGUUCGACGUCCCCUUUACAAGAAUAUUGUCUUAUCUGGUGGGUCCACAAUGUUCCGAGACUUUGGAAGGAGGCUGCAAAGAGAUGUAAAGCGUGUUGUAGAUGCGAGAUUGAAGCAAAGCGAGGCUCUGAGUCAAGGAAGAAUUAAACCUAAACCAAUUGAUGUUGCCGUAAUAACCCACUCUAUGCAAAGAUACGCAGUAUGGUUCGGUGGAAGCAUGUUGGCAUCAACUCCGGAAUUCUAUUCAGUUUGCCACACGAAAGAACAGUACGAUGAAUGUGGUCCAAGCAUUGCAAGGCACAAUCCAGUAUUUGGGACAAUGUCAUAAUUAAUCGCAGUAUAGUCUAAAAGUAACGUUAACUUCCAUCAAUUAACAACUUUUGAUUUAUCAUCAAUGGACAAUUCAAUCAGAUUGACUCUUCGGUGUUUAAAAACGCAGUUUACAUAAUUUUUUAGAUUCUAAAGCUAAGGGAGAAUAGAGAAAAGUUUCAAGUUUCUGCUGGAUGCAUUCCUUAAGCUUGAGCUCAGUAUCCCACGAAUUAUCCCUGCUUAAAUUUUCGCUCUAGAUUAAAUUGUCUGCUUAUACCUUUAUAACUUGCUAAUUGAAUCCUCCAAAUGCACUGAAAAUUUAAAUAAUGACAGAAAACACCUAACUCGCAGCUUUUCAAUGCACGGAACGGAACUGGGAUAAUUCAUCGUUUGUUAAAUGUUCUCCUUGUAGAUCUAGGCUCUUUCACAAAAUUUCAUGUAUUGCACUUGAAUUUGAAAUUUGUUGUCACUUGGAUAUUCCGCAGAUGUAUCUAGUUUUAUACAAACAAUGUCGUCAUGUUUUGUCACAAUCUUUUUUAUUCCUUUGAUAAUUUUUGAAGCAAGUUCUAGACGGGAAAUUUACAGUACCAGUAUUCUUGUCACAUGUGUCAGUCUUCAAAGAUUUAUAGGCCCCGUUA
This is a messenger RNA of Rhopilema esculentum, 1983 nucleotides long. RefSeq names its product actin-related protein 3-A. The record is from RefSeq and is a predicted model, not a curated record. Lineage: Eukaryota; Metazoa; Cnidaria; Scyphozoa; Rhizostomeae; Rhizostomatidae.